Messenger RNA from Paramecium tetraurelia, 228 nucleotides. RefSeq lists its product as uncharacterized. Lineage: Eukaryota; Ciliophora; Oligohymenophorea; Peniculida; Parameciidae. The transcript has a single exon. The record is from RefSeq and is a predicted model, not a curated record.
AUGGCAAGAUUGGAUGAAAUAGAUUAAUAAGCUCCUGGAAGCAAACAAGUUGAUAGAGGUUUGAGUCUUGUACCUGAAGAGGAAUAAGAAGAAAAUUAAUCAGCUUUACUAAAAAUGCAAAAAGAUAAUGCCAACAUUUAAAAAUAAGAUCUUGAUAAGUCCAUAAAUAAUAUAUCUUAAAACAAAAACCAAGAUAAAAUAAAUAAUUCCUAAUUAAGCAAAAAAUGA